CUCACAGUCUUCCAGGAAAUAUAACUUGAUUGGUUGAAAUGCCUAUGCUUUGCGUCGUCCUCUCAAUCCACCAAUGGCGUGCUGUGAACGCGGGGGUUGUAAUCGUUUGGAUUUGGGUAGAAGGGCAGUUUAUUUCCUGAUAGCGUUUUGCUAUCUAUGUUAUUGAUCUACUGUUAGCUAGCUAGGUAGGUAAUAUGACAUUUUCUUAGCUAUCAGCGUUCAGGUUUUGUGAAACCAUAAAGUCAGCUGUAACGUUAGACAUGGGGGAGCCCAAGACGCCCAAAUUUGGGUCCAUAGAAGAAGAGCUGAGUUUCUGGAAGGAGCAGUCAGACAAACACCAGCAAAGGGCUGAGGAGGCACAGGAGGAGUUGCAGGAGUUCCAGCAAAUGAGUAGGGACUAUGAGGCUGAGCUGGAGACUGAGCUGAAGCAGUGUGAAGCACGGAACAGAGAACUACUUUCCAACAACAACCGGCUACGCAUGGAACUGGAGAACAUCCAGGAGAAGUACGAGGCGCAGCACUCUGAAGCGUUUAGGCAGAUCUCAUUGCUGGAGGGAGACCUGGAAGAGACCACAGCGGUCAAGGACCAACUCCAGAAGUACAUCAGAGAGCUGGAGCAGUCCAAUGACGACCUGGAGAGGGCCAAGAGGGCGACCAUCAUGUCCCUGGAGGACUUUGAGCAGAGGAUGAACCACGUGAUCGAAAGGAACGCCUUCCUGGAGAGUGAGCUGGACGAAAAGGAAAACCUUCUGGAGUCUGUCCAGAGACUAAAGGAUGAGGCCAGAGAUUUACGACAGGAGCUAGCUGUACAGCAGGUCCAGGAGCGACGCCCCCCCAGUAGCCUCUCUAAAGAGAAAGACAGGACCGAAUCAUUGUCACGCUCCACCAUACCGACCACCCCCUCCAAACCACUUGGUACAUUCCCAGCAACCCCAGCCUCAAGCAUUCGUCGAGGGGAUAACCUAACAGGAACUCCACUGACUACGUCGGCUCGCAUAUCUGCACUCAACAUCGUCGGCGAGCUCCUAAGAAAAGUCGGGAACCUGGAGUCCAAGUUGGCGUCUUGUCGAGACUUCGUAUACGACACGUCGCCGAAAAGAUCGGCUCUUCCGUCGUGUCCCGGUACCCCCUCUGCUAUAGAGGGAGGCACAGAGAUCCAGGCCUGCAGCAUGAGCCCUCCACACUACGACAGUUUGGUGAAGCGGUUAGAGUUUGGACCUGCGCCUCCUCGGGGGGUCUCCUCCCACGGCUCCCAGUCACCAUCGGGGGGAGUCAAGAUCCUGCUAUGAAACGAGGGCCUCCCCUGCCCCCCUCCACCACACUGUACUACCCAUCAGUAGGGCUUUAAACUGUGUCCCCCUCUCACUACCAGCUGAACAUCCUCCCCCCGAACCAGGAAGCCGCUCCCUCUAUCAACUUAUUUGCUGCAUGGACUCUGCUGAGAAGAACCGCCGUGUCAUGAUGCUACAGUUUUAUUUUAUUAAUGAAUACUAGAAGUGAGGAUUCCUUGACCCCGCUGCAUGUCCUCCUGCUGAACCCAAGUCCUGCUACUAUACCACUAACACCCGGUCCUUCUUGUACCCACGUUCUCUGAUUGAACUCCAUCUUGGAUUCUUGGUGUGCCAGCUGAGUGAAGUUGGUUGAUAAUUGGCGGUGUUAGCAUUGCUGCCUUUUAUCAAUAUAUCACCACCACAAUGAUUCCUUUCUGUAUGUCCAACUCUCUGAUGUCUGUUCGUAGCUAAGCCACAUGUGCUUAUAGAGGCUAUAUGUGUAAAGUGUCGGAGAUGGUAAGUUAGGCUAGCUUUACCUUUUGGAGAAUGUGUUAUUUCUUUCUUUGUGCUGUUGUCAUCGGCUGUAAAAGUUAAGGAUGGUCUGAAGUUAUGGGUACUACUACUUUACAGGUCAAUGUUUGAGUUAAAAGCAAUGGUUUAUUAAUGUACAAAUAUACAUUUUAAAGGUCUUCUACCUGGUAACUUGAAAAAGUAUGAUCUAUGAGAAAUGCAGACUAGCUAGCCUUAUACCCUGUCAUGCAGUUGCAGAAUGUUUUACAGGGUAGGCAAGAUAUAGGAACAGAAAGUACAUUGAGUUAACCUCUGAGAAUCUCAAAUUUAGUCUAGGUCUUUGGCAAAGACAUUACUUUCCGUUACCACAGUUGAUAAAGUUGCCGUUUAAGUUUUAGAUUUUUUUUCUCUCCAUUUGUUUGAUGGUUUGUAUAUGUUCUUCAUCUUUUACAAGUUGGAGAGUUAUGGGGCACCACUGCACUACUGAAUGUAUAGAAUCUAUAUUACAGAUGUUUCUAAUAGGAAGUGGCCUACAGCUUUGGUUCAGUUUGAGCAGGUAUACCUGUCAAGACUGAUCUAUCAGAUCAGGGAGCUAUCGAAAAUGACAAAAAUAGCAAUAAUAGAUUUGACAGACUAGAGUUUGAUUUUACAGAAUAGGGUUUUGAGAUAAAGCACAGUUCGUACUAUAUUUCCAAAACCAUUAUGGAUGAUGCCUUGGUUACACUGUUAAUGCUGGACGUAUGAAUUCAUUACGUGCUGUUUUAGCCUUUCUUUCCAAUGAGGAGCAAUAGUCCGAUAUCAAGGACGUUACUACUCAACGACAGAUGGAACAUUUGUACUUAUUAGCAAUAUAUAUUGUAUCUCUCACUGGUUUAUAUUGGUUCCAUCCAUAUGUGCUUUAUCCAAUUCCCGUCAUGUUCGUGAUAAAGGAGUUGAUAUGAGACCAGAAUAAUGUCUACAAAACGACUGUUACAUAAGAACAGCUGCUGUUAGUACUCUGCUGUUGUGUGAACUAAGGACCAGGAAGUAGCGUUUGUACUUUUACAACUGUACAUGUAACCGUUUGUGGGUGUGUUACUAACAUACUAACUUCUGUUUGCGUUUACAUUGAAAUGUAUGCACCUGAGGUGCUCAACCUUUUGACCUGUUGGUUUGCAAGCCUUUUUGUAUCAAAAUGAACACAUAAAAUUAACAUUCUAAACAUG
Oncorhynchus masou masou (cherry salmon) is the source of this 2986-nucleotide messenger RNA. Its product is annotated as nuclear distribution protein nudE homolog 1-like. Gene Ontology annotation, molecular function: microtubule binding. Gene Ontology annotation, biological process: centrosome localization; chromosome segregation; microtubule nucleation. The transcript has 9 exons. Gene Ontology annotation, cellular component: centrosome; kinetochore; kinesin complex. The record is from RefSeq and is a predicted model, not a curated record. The coding region runs from base 261 to 1289 and encodes 342 amino acids. Lineage: Eukaryota; Metazoa; Chordata; Actinopteri; Salmoniformes; Salmonidae.